AUGAACUACACGUGGACGCUGCCUGGUGGGCUGAAACGAGAUGGACAAAUCUUCACGAUACCAAACGUACUAUCUAGCGGUACUUACAACCUGGAUGUCAACAAUGUGAUGAACGCAAAUUCGGCCCCGCAAGUCGUUAUUGGAAAUGCUAAUGUGAUUCGCAGUGGCGGUGAGACCAAUUGCGAAUACAACGGUGUUACAAAACAGGACAUUGUCUGUCACGUGUCCAUACACCGAAGGAAACCCACCAAAGACGAAUUUCAUGUGGAAACAAGUGCACCGCGAGCUUCUCCAUUUAUGCCUCCGGUACCUAAAGUUUGGACGAAAACUAACAGUAGUGUAAUUCUUACGUAUACUAUUGUGGCGCAUCCUCCUCCAAGAACUUCAUCGGCAUUGGUUUGGCGGAAACAAGUUAAUAAUGAAUGGUUUAUUGUUAAUGAUAAUACAAGAAUUAAUAUUCAAAUUUCCCAAGACAGACUGCAGACAAACCUUUCCAUAGUGCAAGUACAGAAAGACGAUUUCGCAACCUAUACGAUCAAUGUGGACAACGACAUUGGCUCCACAGAGCAGACAUUUGUUAUUCAAGUGAAAGAAGAGCCAGCUAUUCCAGAACAAUUCGGUAUACCAGAAAAUACGAUAACAGACAGCUCUGUCAUCGUUGAAUGGAAGCCGGGAUUUAACGGUGGGGAUGAUCAAUGGUUCGUUAUUGGAUAUAAACAACACACGGGUGAAAAAUGGACUUACAAAACUAUAUUAGAGCAUAUCGAACGAAUAUCGAUUGAAGACUUGGUUGCUGGAACCUCUUAUCAAUUCAUAAUGUAUGCAGAAAAUUCAAUUGGAAAAUCAGCGGAAACAAAUGUUAUAACAGUGACUACACGAGCCAAAUCUGAUCAACGGUCUUCCUCAUAUGUUGGGGCUGCAGCGGGAGGUGCUGUAGGCGGUACGCUCCUGAUAGUCAUCUUGGUGAUGCUCUGGAAAUACAGAAAAGCGUUUAAACGUCAACCUGGCGAAGGUGCUCAUUACGAUGACCUGUUCAAUAGACAAGCCAAUGUCCCUGCUGCCAAUACCAGUUCCGAAUAUGAAACCUACAAAGUCGAAUCACAGCACACAAACCAGUACGAGACAUUGGCUGAAACUUCUUUCCACGAGUAUUCGGUGUUAUCACCUGGCGGUAAACAGGAUUAUAGUGUUAGGAACCGUGUAACUCAAGUUACUGAAACUGAUAGUGCUAUCGUGAAUCAGGAAAAUUUGUCAUUUUCAGAAACAUAA
Dreissena polymorpha is the source of this 1269-nucleotide messenger RNA. RefSeq names its product nephrin-like. The coding region runs from base 1 to 1269 and encodes 422 amino acids. Gene Ontology annotation, molecular function: protein binding. NCBI's taxonomy places the organism in Eukaryota, Metazoa, Mollusca, Bivalvia, Myida, Dreissenidae. The transcript is spliced from 8 exons. The record is from RefSeq and is a predicted model, not a curated record.